Molecule: messenger RNA, 558 nt
Organism: Necator americanus (New World hookworm)
Lineage: Eukaryota; Metazoa; Nematoda; Chromadorea; Rhabditida; Ancylostomatidae
Exons: 1
Coding region: 1-558 (185 amino acids)
Source: RefSeq, a predicted model, not a curated record
AUGGAGAAAAUCAUCUACGACUUCUACUCUGAUCUCUUCGACAGCCAUGUCCACUUGCUUCCUCACCAUCUGAGGGAAGACGGACAUGUUAUUCCAGAGGUUCUCCCGUCCGAAAUACGGCAUGCUAUCAUGUCGGUAAAAAAUCGUACGGCACCCGGUCCCGACAGUAUAAGACCAGAACAGUUGAAGAGCCUUCCGCCAGUACUCAUCAACACCCUGGCGAGGCUCUUAACACGUUACCUGUCGGAAUGCAAGGUUACUAAACAAGGGGAGACCAGCAAGAUCGUGUUGCUGUAUAAAAAGGGAGAUCCACAUGACAUCGGCAACUAUCGUCCAAUCUGCUUACUUUACGCCAUCCACAAGCUCUUUACAAGAGUGAUCCUUAAUAGGAUUGAGAUAGUAUUGGAUGAAGGAGAGCUAUGUGAGCAAGCAGAGUUUCGAGAAGGAUUCAGCACGAUUGACCACAUUCACACUGUUUCGAAGCUCAUCGAUAUCACGAGAAUACAAGAUGCCGCUCUGUCUCUUCAUCGACUUAAAGAAGGCCUUCGACUCACUUGA